This is a messenger RNA of Coregonus sp. 'balchen', 35133 nucleotides long. Lineage: Eukaryota; Metazoa; Chordata; Actinopteri; Salmoniformes; Salmonidae. The record is from the annotation of a GenBank genome assembly.
AUGACAGGUGGGUGAGAGGGGAGCAGAACACUGGCUUGUUCCAGGACAUUGGAUAUGACUCCAUGAUCUUCCAGGGGAUCACAGCAUCUUUGGGAAUAUUUCUUCAUGUUUUUUUCUUUCAUAAUUUGAUAUUGAGAAUAAAAUCAGGAUAAAUAUGAAAUGCAUUCAGUCCCGGUUGAAUGCAUCUUCAUAGAAUUAGCUGUUUAUAAUAAUAUAAUUUGCUAAAAAAAAUUAAAAGAUUUUGAAACUAUUAAUUCCACUAAUUUAAUGCAAAUGAUAUUUUGAUAUACUCAAGAAUGUAUCUAUUUGGAUCAUUGUAUCAUUGAUGAGAUGUUUAUGAUCUAUCUGGAUCAUUGUCUCAAUGAUUAGAUGUUUAUGAUCUAUCUGAAUCAUUGUACCAAUGAUUAGAUGUUUUGUCAAUUGCUGCAUUGAUAAAUGAUGAGGCAGAAUCCAUCUUUGUACAAACAUCUUUUUUGCAGCUGUGGUACCUGCCAACCACAUUCUGAUAAGUGUAACACUGUACCAUCAUUAUGAUUGUGUCAUGAACUCUUUCUAAUGUUAAAUGUGACUAACACUGGAUUACCUGUUCCCUGACAGACAAAGACAUGGAUGUGAAGAAGCCCAAAAGAAAGGUAAGACCCAGACCCCUCACGCCUUUCUGCUAUCUUUCUUUCUUUCUUUCUUUCUUUCCUUCUUUCCUUCUUUCUUUCUUUCUUUCUUUCUUUCUUUCUUAAUUCCCUGAGGUCUUUAUAUUUUUUCAUCAACUUGCAGUUUCAAUCAAAGAUGUCUUUAAGAAUGUAUUUGAUGUAAGUACCAACAUGCAUGAUUAUAAGGUCCAGUUUUAUGUGCAUUCUCACUGUUUAUCACUCCUCUAUUCACUCCACUGUUUAUCAUUCUGUUUAUCACUCCUCUAUUCACUCUACUGUUUAUCACUCCUCUAUUCACUCUACUGUUUAUCACUCCUCUAUUCACUCCACUGUUUAUCACUCCUCUAUUCACUCCACUGUUUAUCACUCCUCUAUUCACUCCACUGUUUAUCACUCCUCUAUUCACUCCACUGUUUAUCACUCCUCUAUUCACUCUACUGUUUAUCACUCCUCUAUUCACUCCACUGUUUAUCAUUCUGUUUAUCACUCCUCUAUUCACUCCACUGUUUAUCAGUCCUCUAUUCACUCCACUGUUUAUCACUCCUCUAUUCACUCCACUGUUUAUCACUCCUCUAUUCACUCCACUGUUUAUCACUCCUCUAUUCACUCCACUGUUUAUCACUCCUCUAUUCACUCCACUGUUUAUCACUCCUCUAUUCACUCCACUGUUUAUCACUCCUCUAUUCACUCCACUGUUUAUCACUCCUCUAUUCACUCCACUGUUUAUCACUCCUCUAUUCACUCCACUGUUUAUCACUCCUCUAUUCACUCCACUGUUUAUCACUCCUCUAUUCACUCCACUGUUUAUCACUCCUCUAUUCACUCCACUGUUUAUCACUCCUCUAUUCACUCCACUGUUUAUCACUCCUCUAUUCACUCCACUGUUUAUCACUCCUCUAUUCACUCCACUGUUUAUCAUUCUGUUUAUCACUGCUCUAUUCACUCCACUGUUUAUCACUCCUCUAUUCACUCCACUGUUUAUCACUCCUCUAUUCACUCCACUGUUUAUCACUCCUCUAUUCACUCCACUGUUUAUCACUCCUCUAUUCACUCCACUGUUUAUCACUCCUCUAUUCACUCCACUGUUUAUCACUCCUCUAUUCACUCCACUGUUUAUCACUCCUCUAUUCACUCCACUGUUUAUCACUCCUCUAUUCACUCCACUGUUUAUCACUCCUCUAUUCACUCCACUGUUUAUCACUCCUCUAUUCACUCCAUUGUUUAUCACUCCUCUAUUCACUCCACUGUUUAUCAUUCUGUUUAUCACUCCUCUAUUCACUCCACUGUUUAUCACUCCUCUAAUCACUCCACUAUUUAUCACUCCUCUAUUCACUCCACUGUUUAUCACUCCUCUAUUCACUCCACUGUUUAUCACUCCUCUAUUCACUCCACUGUUUAUCACUCCUCUAUUCACUCCACUGUUUAUCACUCCUCUAUUCACUCCACUGUUUAUCACUCCUCUAUUCACUCCACUGUUUAUCAGUCCUCUAUUCACUCCACUGUUUAUCACUCCUCUAUUCACCCCACUGUUUAUCACUCUGUUUAUCACUCCUCUAUUCACUCCACUGUUUAUCACUCCUCUAUUCACUCCACUGUUUAUCACUCCUCUAUUCACUCCACUGUUUAUCACUCCUCUAUUCACUCCACUGUUUAUCACUCCUCUAUUCACUCCACUGUUUAUCAUUCUGUUUAUCACUCCUCUAUUCACUCUACUGUUUAUCACUCCUCUAUUCACUCCACUGUUUAUCACUCCUCUAUUCACUCUACAGUUUAUCACUCCUCUAUUCACUCCACUGUUUAUCACUCCUCUAUUCACUCCACUGUUUAUCACUCCUCUAUUCACUCCACUGUUUAUCACUCCUCUAUUCACUCCAUUGUUUAUCACUCCUCUAUUCACUCCACUGUUUAUCACUCCUCUAUUCACUCCACUGUUUAUCACUCCUCUAUUCACUCCACUGUUUAUCACUCCUCUAUUCACUCCACUGUUUAUCACUCCUCUAUUCACUCCACUGUUUAUCAUUCUGUUUAUCACUCCUCUAUUCACUCUACUGUUUAUCACUCCUCUAUUCACUCCACUGUUUAUCACUCCUCUAUUCACUCUACAGUUUAUCACUCCUCUAUUCACUCCACUGUUUAUCACUCCUCUAUUCACUCCACUGUUUAUCACUCCUCUAUUCACUCCACUGUUUAUCACUCCUCUAUUCACUCCAUUGUUUAUCACUCCUCUAUUCACUCCACUGUUUAUCACUCCUCUAUUCACUCCACUGUUUAUCACUCCUCUAUUCACUCCACUGUUUAUCACUCCUCUAUUCACUCCACUGUUUAUCACUCCUCUAUUCACUCCACUGUUUAUCACUCCUCUAUUCACUCCACUGUUUAUCACUCCUCUAUUCACUCCACUGUUUAUCACUCCUCUAUUCACUCCACUGUUUAUCACUCCUCUAUUCACUCCACUGUUUAUCACUCUGUUUAUCACUCCUCUAUUCACUCUACUGUUUAUCACUCCUCUAUUCACUCCACUGUUUAUCACUCCUCUAUUCACUCUACAGUUUAUCACUCCUCUAUUCACUCCACUGUUUAUCACUCCUCUAUUCACUCCACUGUUUAUCACUCCUCUAUUCACUCCACUGUUUAUCACUCCUCUAUUCACUCUACUGUUUAUCACUCCUCUAUUCACUCCACUGUUUAUCACUCCUCUAUUCACUCCACUGUUUAUCACUCCUCUAUUCACUCCACUGUUUAUCACUCCUCUAUUCACUCCACUGUUUAUCACUCCUCUAUUCACUCCACUGUUUAUCACUCCUCUAUUCACUCCACUGUUUAUCACUCCUCUAUUCACUCCACUGUUUAUCACUCCUCUAUUCACUCCACUGUUCAUCACUCCUCUAUUCACUCCACUGUUUAUCACUGUGUUUAUCACUCCUCUCCCCUGUGUCCAGGUGGAUGUGUGUGGGUAUCCUGUGAGUAUUUUCUUCAUCGUGGUCAAUGAGUUCUGUGAACGUUUCUCCUACUAUGGCAUGCGAGGUGAGGCAGUCACACAACACACCUCUCUCUGUUAACCAGCAGCAGCGUUUACUACAGAAUUGAAAUAACUCAGUGGUAGUUACAAUGCAUUUACCAAUGUUAGGGACUGGAACUGUGGAUGGACACAUUGAGUGGUUCUGUUCUCCCCCUAGCGGUGUUGGUGCUGUACUUUAGGUAUUUCCUGAAGUGGGAUGAUGACCUGGCCACCUCUAUCUAUCACACCUUCGUUGCUCUCUGCUACCUGACUCCUAUACUGGGGGCCAUAGUGGCAGACUCCUGGCUGGGAAAGUUCAAGUGAGUCCAAACCCACUACAUCAAUUUAUCAUAUGAUCUUCCAUAGAAAUCGGGGUUCCCUUUCUUGAGUUGUCUUUCCAAAGGGGGGGAAAAGGGAAGGGGGGGGGAAAAAAAAGGGGGAAAAAGGAAAAGAGAGAGGACAAACAAAAAAAAAAAAAAAGAAAAGAGAGAAAAGAGAGAAGAAGAGGGAAAAGCAGAGAAGGAAAGAGAAAAGAGGUAGGGGAGAAAGAGGGGAGAGGGGAGGAGAGAAGAGAGAGGAAAAAGAGAGGGAAGAAGGGGAGAGGGGAGAGAGAGAAAGUUUUUUUAGAGAGGAGGCCAGGGGGGGAGAGAGAGAGAGAGAGAGGAGAAAAGCAAAAAAAAAAGAAGGGGGGAGAAAAAGGGAAGGGGAGAGCAGAGGAGGGGAAGAGGAGAAGAGGAGAGGAGGAAGAGGAAAGAGAGGCCCAAAAAAAAAAGGGGAAAGAGGAGAGAGAGGGGGCCCAGAAGAGAGAGAGAAAAAGGGAGGGAGGGAAAGGAGAGGAGAGAAAGAAAAAAGGGGGAGAAAGGAAAAAAAGGGAAAUUUAGGGGAAACCAAAUUUUUAAAAAGGACGUUAAAGGGGGGGGGAAAAAGAAAAAAGGAGAGAAGAAGGAGGAGAGGAAAAAAAGGGGAGAGGAAAAGAGAGAGAAAAAAAAAAUAAAAGGGAAGUUUUGAAAGAGAAAUUUAAAGAGGAAAAUAAAAAGUUCCACACCGGGGGAAGAAAAAGAGAACAAAAAAAAAAAAGGAAGAAAAAAAAACUCCCCAAAAAUAAUAAAAGAGAAAAAAAAGGGAGACUAAGAAAUUGAGAAAAGAAAGAGAAAGGGGAAAAAACAGGAAGAAAAAAGCGGGUAAAAGGGGAAAAAAAAAAAAAACAAGGGGAAAAAGGAAAAAAAAAGAAAAGAAAGGGGGAAAAAAAGAGGAGAGGGAAAAAAGGGGAAAAAACCGGAGGGGGAAAAAAAAAAACCCGGGAAAGGGGACGGGGAAAGGGAAGGAGAGAGAGAAAAAGAAGAAAAAAAAAAGAGAGGGGAGGGGAAGAAAAAAGAAGGGAGAGAGAGAAAAAAAGGGAAAAAGAGAGAGGGGGAGAGAGAGAAAAAAAGGAAAAAAAAAAAAGAGAAGGGGGGAGAAGGGAGAGAAAAGAGAGGGAGGGGAGAGAAAAAGGAGAAAAGAGAGGGGGGGAAAAGAGAGAGAAAAAGAAAAGAAAGAAAAAAGAGGAGAAGAGAGAGGAGGAGGGGAUGAGAGGGGAGAGGAAGAGAGGGGAGAGAGGAGAGAGAGCGGGAGAGGGGAAGAGGAGGGGAGAGGGAGAGAGAAGAGAGAGCGGAGGAGAGAGAGAGAGAGGAGGGGGAGAGAGGAAGAGAGGAGAGAGAGGGGGGAAAAGGGGAGGGAGCGAGAGGGGCGAGACCAGGGGGAGAGCGAGAGAGGCCGGAGGAGGGCGACGGGCCCCCCAGCCCCCCGGGGAGAGGAGAGAAAAGGGGGGAGGAGCGGGAGAGAGAGAGAGAGAGAGAGAGAGAGAAAAGAGAGGGGAGAGAGGGAGAGAGAGACGGGGAGAGAGAGAGGGGGAGAAGAGAGAAAAGAGAGAAAAGGGAGAGGGAGAGGAGAGAGAGGGGGAGGAGAGAGGGAAAAGAGAGAAGGAGGAGGGAGAGGAAGAGGAGGGGGGGGGAGGGAGAGAGAGGGGGAGGGAGCCCCCCCAGAUAAGGAAAGGGGCGAGGGGGGAGAGAAAGGAAAGGGAAAGGAAAAGAGGGGAAGGGGGGAGAGAGAGGAGAGGAAAAGGGAGGAGGGGGGGAGAGAGAGAGAGAGAAGGGCGGAGGAGGGAGGGAAGGGGAGAGGAGAGAGAGGGGAAAAGGGGAGAGAAGAGCGAAGAGAGAGGAGGGAUAGAGAGGGAGGAGAGAGAGAGAAAAGGGGAGAGGAAAAAGAGAGAGAAAAAGAGAGAAAAGGGAGAGGGGAGAGAAAAAGAGAGGGGAGGGGGGGAGAGAGGGGGAGAGAGAGAGAGAGGAGAGAGAGAGGAGAAAAAGGGGGAGAGAGAGAGAGAGAGGGAGCGGGGAGCGCGAGAGAGAGAGAGAAGAGGGAAAAAGGGAGAGGGCGAGAGAGAGAGAGAGAGAAAAGGGGGGGAGGGGGAAGAGGAGAAAGGGGAAAAGGGGAGGCAAAAAAGAAAGAAAAGGGGAAAAGGGGAAAAGGGAGAGAGGGGAAGGGGAGAGAGAGCGAGAGAGCCGGGGAAAAGAGAGGCAGGGGGAGAGAGAGAAUGAGAGAAAAUGGGAAAAAGAGGGAGAAAAAAGCCCAACCUAUUGGGGGGUUUUGUUAUCUCUCUCUUAUCCCCUUUUCUCUAUCUUUUAUUAUCUCCUCUCUCUCCUAUCUCUGGUUCCCCUUUUAUCCUUCUUUCUCUCUUCUCUCUAUCAAACGGGGGGAAAAAGGCUAAUCCUAUAGGGGGGUCCCAUCUCUGCUCUCUUAUUUAAAAAGGGGGGCGGUUAAACAUUUUUUCUAGCCCUUUUCCCUUUUUCCUUUUUACCUUUUUGCCCCUUCCCCCCUAACCCCCCCUCUCUCUCUCUCUCUCUCUCUCUCUCUUUUUCCAGGACUAUUGUCUAUUUAUCCAUUGUCUAUACAGUGGGACAGGUUGUCAUGGCAGUAAGCGCUAUCCACGACAUCACAGACACAGACAUGGACGGGACCCCUGACAACAUGACCUUCCAUGUGUGAGUUCAUCUGUUGUUCUCCCUAAACACAACAUCCUACAUAAGCCUAGAUCACAGGGUACAGUACAGCAUUGUAAAAAGAUUAGAGUUAGUAAACUUAGUCGAUCAAGUUGACUCAACUUAUUGAUAUGAUAUGAGUUCCAUUAGUUGAACUGUUAAGUGAUGUGCUGUUCUCUCCCCUUCAGGGCCAUGUCUAUGGUUGGCCUGUUCCUCAUCGCUCUGGGAACGGGGGGAAUCAAACCCUGUGUUGCUGCCUUCGGAGGAGACCAGUUUGAAGACCACCAGGUUGGUAACACUAGCGGAGCAGCCAUUUUACAGUCUACUGACCUCCGUCAUUACGGUAGUGUAGACGCCAUUUUAGAAACAACACACAGCCCUUCCUUUUAGAGUCUGUCUCUACUGACCCUCAGUAGUGUAGACGCCAUUUUGUAAAGCAGCGUCUGGAGAGGUUUGUUACUGUGACUUCAGUCAUUAUCAGUGCUGACUGUGCCGAGCCAGCAGCUGUAGGUGUAUCUAUCUAACACAUUCCACCUGGUUGUUUAUUAACGAUGAACCCUGGUUACACGCUGGGAGGGCAUUUAGGGUUAUAGUGCAUCAUGUUGCUGAUGUGGGUGAAUCUCCAGCAGAUAGAUGCUGCUGCUCCUCCUACUAUUACUAUUACUGUUACUAUUGAGCCGGCUGUGGUUAGACACCAGUGUGAAGGUCAGAUGUUUGCAGGCUAUAUAGCAAGCUAGCUCUCUAGACCCGCCUCCUUGUAACACCACCUCUAACCCUGUUCUCCUGUUCCAACCCUGUUCUCCUGUUCUAACCCUGUUCUCCUGUUCUAACCCUGUUCUCCUGUUCCAACCCUGUUCUCCUGUUCUAACCCUGUUCUCCUGUUCUAACCCUGUUCUCCUGUUCCAACCCUGUUCUCCUGUUCUAACCCUGUUCUCCUGUUCCAACCCUGUUCUCCUGUUCCAACCCUGUUCUCCUGUUCUAACCCUGUUCUCCUGUUCUAACCCUGUUCUCCUGUUCUAACCCUGUUCUCCUGUUCCAACCCUGUUCUCCUGUUCCAACCCUGUUCUCCUGUUCCAACCCUGUUCUCCUGUCCUCCUGUCCAUGUCUCCUGUCCUCCUGUCCUCUGAACCUGUCCUCCUGUCCACGUCUCUUGUCCUCUGAACCUGUCCUCCUGUCCAUGCGUUCUCCAGGAGAAACAGAGGAGCACAUUCUUCUCCAUCUUCUACCUGUCAAUCAAUGCUGGUAGUCUCCUGUCCACCGUCAUUACACCCAUCCUCAGAGGUACGACGAUAACCUAACCCUAAACUAACAUGAACCUGGUCAGCCUUUACAUUACUAACCCUAAACUAACAUGAACCUGGUCAGCCUUUACACUACUAACCCUAAACUAACAUUAACCUGGUAACCUUUCGAUUACUAACCCUGAAACUAACAUAACCUGGUCAGCCUUUACAGUUACUAACCCUAAUAACGUUAACCUGUCACCUUUACAUACUAACCCUAACUAACAGUUAACCUGUCAGCCUGUUACAUGUACUAACCCUAACUAACAUAACCUGUCCCUUUUACAACCCUAAUGACAUUAACCUGGUCGCCUGUACAUUACUAACCCUAAACUAACAUUAACCUGGUCAGCCUUUCUUACUAACCUAAACUAACAUGUAACCUGGUCAGCCUUACAUUACAACCCUAAACAACAUUAACCUGUCAGCCUUUACUACUAACCUAAACAACAUUAACUGGUCAGCCUUUACAUACUAACCCUAAACUACAUAACCUGGUCAGCCUUACAUACUAACCCUAAACAACAUAACCUGGUCAGCCUUUACAUUACUAACCCUAAACUAACAUUAACCUGGUCAGCCUUUACAUUACUAACCCUAAACUAACAUUAAAACCUGGUCAGCCUUUACAUUACCUAACCCAAAACUAACAUUAAACCUGGUCAGCCUUUAAAUAUUACUAACCCUAAACAACAUUAAACUGGUCAGCCUUACAUUACUAACCCUAAACUAACAUUUAACAUGGUCAGCCUUUAAAUACUAAACCCUAAAACUAACCUGACCAUGGUCAGCCUUUACAUACUAACCUAAACGAACAUUAACUGGUCAGCCUUUACUUACUAACCCUUAAACUAACAUUAACCUGGUCAGGCCUUUACCUUACUAACCCUAACAACAACAUUUAACCUGGUCAGCCUUUACUUUAUCUAACCCUAAACUAACUACCUGGUCAGCCAUUACAUUACAACCCUAAACUAACAUUAACUGGGCAGCCUUUACAUUACUAACCUAAACUAACAGUAACCGGUCAGCCUUUACAUUACAGAACCCUAAACUAACAUUAACCUGAGUCGCCUUUACAUUACUACCCUAAACUAACAUUAACCUGGUCAGCCUUACAUUACUAACCCUAAACUAACAUUAACCUGGUCAGCCUUUACAUUACUAACCCUAAACUAACAUUAACCCUGGUCAGCCUUUACAUUACUAACCCUAAACUAACAUUAACCUGGUCAGCCUUUACAUUACUAACCCUAAACUAACAUUAACCUGGUCAGCCUUUACAUUACUAACCCUAAACUAACAUUAACCUGGUCAGCCUUUACAUUACUAACCCUAAACUAACAUUAACCUGGUCAGCCUUUACAUUACUAACCCUAAACUAACAUUAACCUGGUCAGCCUUUACAUUACUAACCCUAAACUAACAUUAACCUGGUCAGCCUUACAUUACUAACCCUAAACUAACAUUAACUGGUCAGCCUUACAUUACUAACCCUAAUAACAUUAACCUGGUCAGCCUUUACAUUACUAACCCUAAACUAACAUUAACCUGGUCAGCCUUUACAUUACUAACCCUAAACUAACAUUAACCUGGUCAGCCUUUACAUUACUAACCCUAAACUAACAUUAACCUGGUCAGCCUUUACAUUACUAUCAUUAUGCCUGUGGAAUAUGGACAGUUUCUACAUCCAAUACCACAAUAACCCAACACCAUGUGUGUGUCCCCUCCGCCAGGCCAGGAGUGUGGUAUCCACUCUCAACAGAAGUGCUAUCCUCUGGCCUUCGGCGUCCCGGCAGCCCUGAUGGUGGUGGCUCUCAGUGAGUUCUGUUACCCUCGUUUCCUAACCCUGACCUCGUUUACACUUCAUGGAGUUGCUUCCUUCCUAACAUUCAUCAGUAUUGAUCUGAACUCUGUCUGUCUGUCCACUGUAUCUCAUCUAUGACUCUCUGUUUAGUUAACAGAGGCGGAUGUCUCUCUGUGUUUCCACAGUCGUGUUCAUCGUUGGCAGUGGCAUGUACAACAAGACUGCUCCUAAAGGCAACAUUAUGCUGGAGGUCUGCAAGUGCAUCGGGGUAAGACAGUCUAUUAACAUCCAGACAGUAAGGGGGUAAGACAGUCUAUUAACAUCCAGACAGUAAGGGGGUAAGACAGUCUAUUAACAUACAGACAGUAAGGGGUAAGACAGUCUAUUAACAUCCAGACAGUAAGGGGGUAAGACAGUCUAUUAACAUCCAGACAGUAAGGGGGUAAGACAGUCUAAUAACAUACAGACAGUAAGGGGGUAAGACAGUCUGUUAACAUACAGACAGUAAGGGGGUAAGAUAGUCUAAUAACAUCCAGACAGUAAGGGGUAAGACAGUCUAUUAACAUCCAGACAGUAAGGGGGUAAGACAGUCUAUUAACAUCCAGACAGUAAGGGGGUAAGACAGUCUAUUAACAUCCAGACAGUAAGGGGGUAAGACAGUCUAUUAACAUCCAGACAGUAAGGGGGUAAGACAGUCUAUUAACAUCCAGACAGUAAGGGGGGUAAGACAGUCUAUUAACAUCCAGACAGUAAGGGGGUAAGACAGUCUAUUAACAUCCAGACAGUAAGGGGGUAAGACAGUCUAUUAACAUCCAGACAGUAAGGGGGUAAGACAGUCUAUUAACAUCCGGACAGUAAGGGGGUAAGACAGUCUAUUAACAUCCAGACAGUAAGGGGGUAAGACAGUCUAUUAACAUCCAGACAGUAAGGGGGUAAGACAGUCUAAUAACAUCCAGACAGUAAGGGGGUAAGACAGUCUAAUAACAUACAGACAGUAAGGGGGGUAAGACAGUCUAUUAACAUACAGACAGUAAGGGGGUAAGACAGUCUGUUAACAUACAGACAGUAAGGGGGUAAGAUAGUCUAAUAACAUCCAGACAGUAAGGGGGUAAGACAGUCUAUUAACAUCCAGACAGUAAGGGGGUAAGACAGUCUAUUAACAUCCAGACAGUAAGGGAUUAGACAGUCUAUUAACAUCCGGACAGUAAGGGGGUAAGACAGUCUAAUAACAUCCAGACAGUAAGGGGGUAAGACAGUCUAUUAAAAUAAAGACAGUAAGGGGGGUAAGACAGUCUAUUAACAUCCAGACAGUAAGGGGGUAAGACAGUCUAAUAACAUCCAGACAGUAAGCGGGUAAGACAGUCUAAUAACAUCCAGACAGUAAGGGGGUAAGACAGUCUAAUAACAUCCAGACAGUAAGGGGGGUAAGACAGUCUAUUAACAUCCAGACAGUAAGGGGGUAAGACAGUCUAUUAACAUCCAGACAGUAAGGGGGUAAGACAGUCUAUUAACAUCCGGACAGUAAGGGGGUAAGACAGUCUAAUAACAUCCAGACAGUAAGGGGGUAAGACAGUCUAUUAACAUAAAGACAGUAAGGGGGUAAGACAGUCUAUUAACAUCCAGACAGUAAGGGGGUAAGACAGUCUAAUAACAUCCAGACAGUAAGGGGGUAAGACAGUCUAAUAACAUCCAGACAGUAAGGGGGUAAGACAGUCUAAUAACAUCCAGACAGUAAGGGGGUAAGACAGUCUAUUAACAUCCAGACAGUAAGGGGGUAAGACAGUCUAUUAACAUCCGGACAGUAAGGGGGUAAGACAGUCUAAUAACAUCCAGACAGUAAGGGGGUAAGACAGUCUAUUAACAUCCAGACAGUAAGGGGGUAAGACAGUCUAUUAACAUAAAGACAGUAAGGGGGUAAGACAGUCUGUUAACAUACAGACAGUAAGGGGGUAAGAUAGUCUAAUAACAUCCAGACAGUAAGGGGUAAGACAGUCUAUUAACAUCCAGACAGUAAGGGGGUAAGACAGUCUAUUAACAUCCAGACAGUAAGGGGGUAAGACAGUCUAUUAACAUCCAGACAGUAAGGGGGGUAAGACAGUCUAUUAACAUCCAGACAGUAAGGGGGUAAGACAGUCUAUUAACAUCCAGACAGUAAGGGGGUAAGACAGUCUAUUAACAUCCAGACAGUAAGGGGGUAAGACAGUCUAUUAACAUCCAGACAGUAAGGGGGUAAGACAGUCUAUUAACAUCCAGACAGUAAGGGGGUAAGACAGUCUAUUAACAUCCGGACAGUAAGGGGGUAAGACAGUCUAUUAACAUCCAGACAGUAAGGGGGUAAGACAGUCUAUUAACAUCCAGACAGUAAGGGGGUAAGACAGUCUAAUAACAUCCAGACAGUAAGGGGGUAAGACAGUCUAAUAACAUACAGACAGUAAGGGGGUAAGACAGUCUAUUAACAUACAGACAGUAAGGGGGUAAGACAGUCUGUUAACAUACAGACAGUAAGGGGGUAAGAUAGUCUAAUAACAUCCAGACAGUAAGGGGGUAAGACAGUCUAUUAACAUCCAGACAGUAAGGGGGUAAGACAGUCUAUUAACAUCCAGACAGUAAGGGAUUAGACAGUCUAUUAACAUCCGGACAGUAAGGGGGUAAGACAGUCUAAUAACAUCCAGACAGUAAGGGGGUAAGACAGUCUAUUAAAAUAAAGACAGUAAGGGGGUAAGACAGUCUAUUAACAUCCAGACAGUAAGGGGGUAAGACAGUCUAAUAACAUCCAGACAGUAAGCGGGUAAGACAGUCUAAUAACAUCCAGACAGUAAGGGGGUAAGACAGUCUAAUAACAUCCAGACAGUAAGGGGGUAAGACAGUCUAUUAACAUCCAGACAGUAAGGGGGUAAGACAGUCUAUUAACAUCCAGACAGUAAGGGGGUAAGACAGUCUAUUAACAUCCGGACAGUAAGGGGGUAAGACAGUCUAAUAACAUCCAGACAGUAAGGGGGUAAGACAGUCUAUUAACAUAAAGACAGUAAGGGGGUAAGACAGUCUAUUAACAUCCAGACAGUAAGGGGGUAAGACAGUCUAAUAACAUCCAGACAGUAAGGGGGUAAGACAGUCUAAUAACAUCCAGACAGUAAGGGGGUAAGACAGUCUAAUAACAUCCAGACAGUAAGGGGGUAAGACAGUCUAUUAACAUCCAGACAGUAAGGGGGUAAGACAGUCUAUUAACAUCCGGACAGUAAGGGGGUAAGACAGUCUAAUAACAUCCAGACAGUAAGGGGGUAAGACAGUAUAUUAACAUCCAGACAGUAAGGGGGUAAGACAGUCUAUUAACAUAAAGACAGUAAGGGGGUAAGACAGUCUGUUAACAUAAAGACAGUAAGGGGGUAAGACAGUCUAUUAACAUCCAGACAGUAAGGGGGUAAGACAGUCUAAUAACAUCCAGACAGUAAGGGGGUAAGACAGUCUAUUAACAUAAAGACAGUAAGGGGGUAAGACAGUCUAUUAACAUCCAGACAGUAAGGGGGUAAGACAGUCUAAUAACAUCCAGACAGUAAGGGGGUAAGACAGUCUAUUAACAUCCAGACAGUAAGGGGAUUAGACAGUCUAUUAACAUCCAGACAGUAAGGGGGUAAGACAGUCUAUUAACAUCCAGACAGUAAGGGGGUAAGACAGUCUAUUAACAUCCAGACAGUAAGGGGGUAAGACAGUCUAUUAACAUAAAGACAGUAAGGGGGUAAGACAGUCUAUUAACAUCCAGACAGUAAGGGGGUAAGACAGUCUAUUAACAUAAAGACAGUAAGGGGUAAGACAGUCUAUUAACAUCCAGACAGUAAGGGGGUAAGACAGUCUAAUAACAUCCAGACAGUAAGGGGGUAAGACAGUCUAUUAACAUCCAGACAGUAAGGGGGUAAGACAGUCUAUUAACAUCAAGACAGUAAGGGGGUAAGACAGUCUAUUAACAUAAAGACAGUAAGGGGGUAAGACAGUCUAUUAACAUAAAGACAGUAAGGGGGUAAGACAGUCUAUUAACAUCCAGACAGUAAGGGGGUAAGACAGUCUAUUAACAUAAAGACAGUAAGGGGGUAAGACAGUCUAUUAACAUAAAGACAGUAAGGGGGUAAGACAGUCUAUUAACAUACAGACAGUAAGGGGGUAAGACAGUCUAAUAACAUCCAGACAGUAAGGGGGUAAGACAGUCUAUUAAUAUCCAGACAGUAAGGGGGUAAGACAGUCUAUUAACAUACAGACAGUAAGGGGAUAAGACAGUCUAUUAACAUCCAGACAGUAGGAGAUUUCCAGAGUCAUAUCUUUCCAUGUGAAACUCUCCAUGAUGUGAAUGUCUGGUUUUGAGCAGAGCUAUUAAGUGUUUGUGUGUUCUAUCUCUCCCCUCUAGUUUGCCAUAAAGAACCGCUUCAGGCAUCGCAGCAAGAAGUUCCCUAAGAGAGAACACUGGAUGGACUGGGCCGAUGAGAAAUAUGAUGUAGGUCCAUGUUCACUGUUCUAUGGGAAAAACCAACACUACCAAAAUAGCAGUUCAUAUAGCUGUUGAAAAUUAAAGUCAACUGAAGGAUGUUUACAAUGCAGGAGAAAAAUUCAGAAAAUCUGCCUCGCUCAUCUUCAUCUCCGCUAAAGACAAAAGAAAGAGCGAGAAGAGAUGAAGCAGGAAGAGACGAAGAAAGAAGGAGAAGAGGGGAGAGAAGACGGAGAGACGGAGAGGAAGAAGACAAGGAACUUCGGCUUCUCCUCCUCUAUGCUCUCCUCUUUCGCUCUCCCCUUUUCUCUACUCUACCUCUCCUCCUCCUCUUCCUCUUCCUCCUCCUCUCCUCCUCUUCCUCUCUUUUUCUCCUCCUCCUCCUCCUCUCAUCCAGAAACUGCUGGUGGCCCAGGUGAAGAUGGUGCUGAAGGUUCUGUUUCUCUACAUCCCCCUUCCCAUGUUCUGGACUCUGUUUGACCAACAGGUAAGAACCCUAACCCUAAACCCGUACAUUUAAUUAACACAAUAAAAAAAUCCCCUUCGAAAUCUGUCAGUUUAAGAUAGAUAUCUGUUUAAGCUAAAUAUAUCUAUUUGAGCUAGAGAGAUCUGUUUAAGCUAGGGAUAUCUGUUUAAGCUAAAGAGAUCAGUUUAAAAUAGAGAUAUCAGUUUAAGCUAUAGAGAUCUGUUUAAGAUAGAGAGAUCUGUUUAAGCUAUAGAGAUCCGUUUAAGAUAGAGAUAUCUGUUUAAUAUAUAAAUAUCUGUUUAAGCUAUAGAGAUCUGUUUAAGAUAGAGAGAUAUGUUUAAGCUAGAGAUAUCUGUUUAAACUAGAGAUAACCGUUUAAGCUAGAGAGAUCAGUUUAAAAUAGAGAGAUCUGUGUAAGCUAGAGAUAUCAGUUUAAGCUAGAGAUAUCAGUUUAAGCUAGAGAGAUCUGUUUAAGCUAGAGAGAUCUGUUUAAGCUAGAGUGAUAUGUUUACAUUAGAGAGAUCUGUUUAAGCUAGAGAUAUCAGUUUAAGCUAGAGAGAUCUGUUUAAGCUAGAGAGAUCUGUUUAAGCUAGAGAGAUCUGUUUAAGCUAGAGAGAUCUGUUUAAAUUACAGAUAUCAGUUUAAGCUAGAGAUACUUUUUGCAUUGGAUGCGUCUCAAUCCGAUCAUCCGCCGAUGUUCAACAUCUGCGGUGAAAGUUGGCAGAGCUAGAGCGCUGUUUGUCAGGCCAUGAGACGCUUCGUCUGAAGGAAACCAAUACUGGUUUGAAAAAUGAAUGGAAGUAUUUGGUAUUUGGUAUUUUAUUAGGAUCCCCAUUAGCUGUUGCAAAAGCAGCAGCUACUCUUCCUCGGGUCCACACAAAACAUGAAACAUGACAUAAUACAGAACAUUAAUAGACAAGAACAGCUCAAGGACAGAACUACAUACAUUUUUUUAAAAGGCACACGUAGCCUACAUAUCAAUACAUACACACAAACUAUCUAGGUCAAAUAGGGGAGAGGCGUUGUGCCGUGAGGUGUUGCUUUAUCUGUUUUUUUUUAAACCAGGUUUGCUGUUUAUUUGAGCAAUAUGAGAUGGAACAGAGUUCCAUACAAUAAUGGUUCUAUAUAACACUGUACGCUUUCUUGAAUUUGUUCUGGAUUUGUGGACUGUGAAAAGACCCCUGGUGGCAUGUCUGGUGGGGUACGUGUGUGUGUCAGAGCUGUGUGUAAGUUGACUAUGCAAACAAUUUGGGAUUUUCAACACAAUGUUUCUUAUAAAAAGAAAAAGUGAUGUAGUCAGUCUCUCUUCAACUCUUAGCUAAGAGAGACUGGCAUGCAUAGUAUUUAUAUCAGCCCUCUGAUUACAGUGAAGAGCAAGACGUGCCGCUCUGUUCUGGGCCAGCUGCAGCUUAACUAGGUCUUUCCUUGCAGCACUUGACCACACGACUGGACAAUAAUCAAGAUUUGACAAAACUAGAGCCUGCAGGACUUGCUUUUUGGAGUGUGGUGUCAAAAAAGCAGAGCAUCUCUUUAUUACGGACAGACCUUUCCCCAUCUUUGCAAUCAUUGAAUCUAUAUGUUUUGACCAUGAUAGUUUACAAUCUAAGGUAACGCCAAAUAAUUGCAUUAAAGAAAAACGUUUGAGUUCUAUUAGAGAGAUAGCUCUGAAUCCAAGAUAUGGCAGAGGUUGAAAAGCCAUAACACAUACGUUUUUUCAACAACAGGUUAUGGUCAAUAAUAUCAAAGGCUGCACUGAAAUCUAACAUUACAGCUCCCACAAUCUUCUUAUUAUCGAUUUCUUAUCAAUUUCUUAUCAAUUUCAAUCAGUCAUUUGUGUCAGUGCAGUACAUGUUGAGUGCCCUUCCCUAUAAGCAUGCUGAAAGUCUGUUGUUAAUUUGUUUACAGAGAAAUAGCAUUGUAUUUGGUCAAACACAAUUUUUUCCAACAUUUUGCUAAGAGCUGGCAGCAAGCUGAUAGGUCUGCUGUUAGAACCAGUAAAGGCCGCUUUACCACUCUUGGGUAGCAUAAUUACUUUGGCUUCCCUCCAGGCCUGAGGACAAAGACUUUCCUCUAGGCUCAGAUUAAAGAUAUGACAGAUAGGAGUGGCUAUAGAGUCAGCUACCAUCCUCAGUAGCUUUCCAUUGUCACGAACGUUGAGAGACGGGUCGGACCAAGGUGCAGCGUGCAAAGCGUACAUGUUUAUUAACUCAAAUAAACAUACAACAAAACAAGAAACAACGUAACGUGAAGUCCAAAGGGCUAUACACACACCAGCCGAACAGGAACAAGAUCCCACAAUACACAGCAGGCAAUGGGCUACCUAAGUAUGAUCCCCAAUCAGAGACAAUGAGCGACAGCUGCCUCUGAUUGGGAAUCAUACCCGGCCAGACAUAGAAAUAGGAAAACUAGAACCUAAACCUAGAAAUUCUAACAUAGAUACUGACGCCCUGACCAAACCAACUAAAGACAACCGGCCUCUCAAGGCCAGGGCGUGACAUCCAUCUAAGUUGUCAAUGCCAGGAGGUUUGUCAAUAAUUUUUCCACCUCUCCCACACUAACUUUACAAAAUUCUAACUUGCAAUGCUUUUCUUUCAUUAUUUGUUUUUUUUAUACGUGAAUACAAUGGCUCACUGUUCAUUGUUGGCAUUUCCUGCCUAAGUUUGCCCACUUUGCCAAUGAAGUAAUCAUUAAAAUAAUUGCCAACAUCAAAUGGUUUUGUGAUGAAAAAGCAAUCUGAUUCGAUGAAAGAUGGAGUUGAAUUGGUCUUUCUGCCCAUAAUUCCAUUUAAAGAACUCAAAAGUUUUUUUCUAUCAUUCUUUAUAUUAUUGAUCUUUGCUUCAUAAUACGGUUUCUUCUUCUUUUUGUUGAGUUAAGUCACAUAAUUUCUCUAUUUGCAGUAAGUCAGCCAGUCAGAUGUGCAGCCAGACUUAUUAGCCACUCCUUUUGCCCCGACUCUUUCAACCAGACAGUUUAUCAAUUCCUCAUCAAUCCAUGGAGCCUUAACAGCUCUAACAGUUAGUUUCCUAACAGGUGCAUGUUUAUCAAUAAUUGGAAGAAGCAAUUUCAUAAAUUCAUCAAGUGCAGCGUCUGGAUGCUCCUUAUUAAUCACAUCAGACCAACAAAUAUUUUUAAUAUCAUCCACAUAAGAGUCACAGCAGAAUCUUUUGUAUGAUCUCUUAUAUACUAUUUUAGGCCCAGCUUUUGGAACUUUGUCUUUCCUGGAUAUAGCCACUAUAUUGUGAUCACUGCAUCCAAUGGGUACGGAUACAGCUUCAGAACAAAGUUCUACAGUAUUACUAAAAAUGUGAUCGAUACAUGUGGAUGAUGUUGUUCCUGUAGUGUUUGUAAACACCCUGGUAGGUUGAUUAAUAACCUGAACCAGAUUACAGCCGCUGGUUACAGUAAGGAGUAUGGAGGUAGUUUGGUGCCAACCCCAAAAAUGGGGUUAAAUAUGUGUACAAAAAAUGUGUAUAAAUAUUUCCUGAUCUUUCUUAUAUCUCCCAGAUAUAGAACAGACAUUCCUUAGGAUUCAUGUUUUUAAUCGUGUUUUAUUUUCUUGCCAUUUCUGAAUGUGUUAUUCAGCGCCAUUCUGUGGGCUACAGUAGUAAAGGCCAAAUUAAAUAUAUAUAUUUUUGAUACCUAAAAGGGUCCUCAAAUUCAAAAUCAAAUAGCUAAAUUAUCUACGGUAUGACCAUCUUAAAACUAUCACCCCCCCCCAACGGAAGGAAACAUUGUCCGUUGCUUAGGGGUUAGGGGUUAGGCUGAGUAGUCUUAGGGAUUAGUUUAUGGGUUAGGGCAGUGGGUCCACAUUUUUUGGGGGGGGAUCAAAAUGGGGUCAUGGGCCAAAAAAGUUUGGCAACCACUGCCCUAACCCCUAAACUAACCCCUAAGAAUACUCACCCUAACCCCUAAGACUACUCACCCUAACCCCUAACCCCUAAGACUACUCACCCUAACCCCGAAGACUACUCACCCUAACCCCUAACCCAAACAGCCCUGCUAAAUGGCAUAUUAUAUGAACAGAUACUUUGUAAAUACUUUGUGCACAACAGCUGUGCCACGGAAUCACUGACUACACCCUGGCAGUAGACUGGGACAGUAUUUAAAGGAUCUAACUCUAUACUAACUAUAGGAUCCUCCUAAACAGCUGGAAUCACUGACUACACCCUGGCAGUAGACUGGGACAGUAUUUUAAGGAAGUUGAGAUCCUCCUAAUCAACUGUGUCCCCUCCCCAGGGCUCCAGAUGGACCCUCCAGGCCACCACCAUGGACGGAAACUUUGUAAGUGUUUUUCAACCCUCACAAACAACAAUGACAUAACACUAGUGAUCAAUUCUAUUUGAAUUCAAUAUUAAAGACACCCAAAGACACGUUUAACUGAAUUAAAGACACCCAAGGAAACGUUUAAAUAACUGCUGUUUCUCCUCUGCAGGGAAUUCUCAUUGUGCAGCCAGAUCAGAUGCAGGUUAGCCACGUCCCCUAUCUCUAUAUGAUAACUCUCUAUACUAACUAUACUAACUCUAUAUACUAACUAUACUAACUCUCUAUACUAACUAUACUAACUCUAUAUACUAACUAUACUAACUCUAUAUACUAACUAUACUAACUCUAUAUACUAACUAUACUAACUCUAUAUACUAACUAUACUAACUAUCUAUACUAACUAUACUGACUCUAUAUACUAUAUACUAACUCUAUAUACUAACUAUAAUAACUCUCUAUACUAACUAUACUAACUCUAUAUACUAUAUACUAACUCUAUAUAUUAACUAUACUAACUCUAUAUACUAACUAUACUGACUCUAUAUACUAACUAUACUAACUCUCUAUACUAACUAUACUAACUCUCUAUACUAACUAUACUAACUCUCUAUACUAACUAUACUAACUCUAUAUACUAACUAUACUAACUCUCUAUACUAACUAUAAUAACUCUCUAUACUAACUAUACUAACUCACUAUACUAAAUAUAAUAACUCUCUAUACUAACUAUACUGACUCUAUAUACUAUAUACUAACUCUAUAUAUUAACUAUACUAACUCUAUAUACUAACUAUACUGACUCUAUAUACUAUAUACUAACUCUAUAUACUAACUCUCUAUACUAACUAUAAUAACUCUAUAUACUAACUAUACUAACUCUCUAUACUAACUAUACUAACUCUCUAUACUAACUAUACUAACUCUAUAUACUAACUAUACUAACUCUAUAUACUAACUAUACUAACUCUCUAUAUUAACUAUACUAACUCUCUAUACUAACUAUACUAACUCUCUAUACUAACUAUACUAACUCUCUAUACUAACUAUACUAACUCUAUAUACUAACUAUACUAACUCUAUAUACUAACUAUACUAACUAUCUAUACUAACUAUACUAACUAUCUAUACUAACUAUACUAACUCUCUAUACUAACUAUAAUGACUCUAUAAACUAUAUACUAACUCUCUAUAUUAACUAUACUAACUCUCUAUACUAACUAUACUAACUCUCUAUACUAACUAUACUAACUCUCUAUACUAACUAUACUAACUCUAUACUACUAACUACUCUAUAAACGAACUGCUAAAACUAUAUAAGAACUCUCUAUAUUAACUAGACUAACCCUAUACUAACUAACAACUCUCUAACUAUAUACUAACUAUCUAUACUAACUAACUAACUAUCAUACUAACUAACUAACUCUCUAUACUAACUAUAAUGACUCUAAAACUAUAUUAACUCUCUAUAUUAAUAUACUAACUCUCUAUACUAACUAUACUAACUCUAUAACUAACGUAUACUAACUCCUAUACUAACUAUACUAACUCUAUAUAUUAACUAUACUAACUCUAUAUACGAACUAUACGAACUCCUAUACUAACAACUAACUCAUACGAACAUACUAACUCUCUAAGCUAACUAUAAAUCUAUACAACGAGACUAAUCUAUAAACUAUUACUAACCCUAUAACUAACUACUCCUAACUACGAUACUAACGCCGAUACAACUAUACUAACUCCAUACUAACUAUACAACCUCUAUACUAACGAUAACUAACUCUCUAACAACUAACAACUCUCUAAUUAACUAUACAACUCUCUAUACUGAACUAACAACGCUCUAACUAACUAACGAACUCGUCUAGACUAACGAGACAACUCUCUAUACGAACAUACAACUCGUCUAUACGAACGAGACUAACUCGUCGAACUAACAGAAUGACUCAAAACUAUGUAUUAACUCUCAAUUAACAUACUAACGCUCUAUAUAACUAUACUAACCUCUAUACGAACAUAAAACUCUCUAUACUAAACUAUACUAACGAGAAACUAAACGAAUCGUAACGAACUAGACAACUCCGAUACGAACUAUACACUCCUAAUAAGAACUAACUCCGAUACUAACUAGACUAACCGCUAUACUAACUAUACUAACUCUCUAUACUAACAAAUGACCAUAAACAAUAUGUAACUCUUAAACUAUACUAACUCUCUAUACUAACUAUACAACUCUCGAUACGAACAUACUAACUCUCUAAACACUGAACUAACUCUCUAACUAACUAUACUAACUCCUAUAUUAACUAUACAACUCUCUAUACUAACUAUACUAAUCUAAACUAUACAACUCUCAUACAACUAUACUAACUCUCUAUAACUAAACUAACGCUCAUAUGAACUAGACUAACGUCUCUAUACAACUAUACGAACUCUCUAAACUAACAACUAACUCUCUAUAUACAACUGAACCCUAACUAACUAUAACACUAUCAACACACUCUGAUACUAACUAACAACUCUCUAUACUAACUAUACUAACUCUCUAUACUAACUAGACGACUCUCUAUACUAACUAUACUAACGCCUAUACUAACUAUAAAAACUAUACUACUAUAGAACUCUGAACACUCAGACUAACCAUACUAAUAAAUAACUCGACAACAUAAUAACGCGCUAUACUAACUAGACUAACUCUCUAACUAACUAACUAACCUCUAGACAACUAAAAACUCUCUAGACUAACGAUACUAACUCCUAUGAUUAACUAUACGAACUCGUAUAAACUAAUACUAACGCGUCGAGACAACAACUAACGCUGCUAUACGAACUAACAACUGCUCUAUACUAACGAUACUAACUCUCUAUAUUAACUAUACUAACUCGCUAUAAACUAUACUAACUCUCAUAAUAACGAUGACUAACGCUCUAUAGAACAUACAACUCUAUAAACUAGAACAACGCUAUAAACUAUAUACUAACUCUCUAUACAACUAUAAAACUCCACAAUACUAACUAACUGACUCAUAUACUAACUCUCAUACUAUAUACUAACUCUAAAACUAAUAUCAACUCUAUAUACAAUACGAACUCUAUAACUAACAUAAACUAUACAACUCUCUAUACUAACUAUAACUAACUCUAUAAACAUAUACUAACUCAUAUCUAACCAUAAACAUAACUAACUCUCUAACUAACUAUACUAACUCUAUAAAUUAUAACUAACUCUCUAUACUAACUAGACUAACUCUAUAAACUAUAUACUAACUCUAUAUACUAUACUAACUCUAUAAACCAUAUACUAACUCUCUAUACUAACUAUACUAACUCUAUAAACUAUAUACUAACUCUCUAUACUAACUAUACUAACUCUAUAAACUAUAUACUAACUCUAUACUAUAUACUAACUCUAUAAACUAUAUACUAACUCUCUAUACUAACUAUACUAACUCUAUAAACUAUAUACUAACUCUAUAAACACUAUAUACUAACUCUCUAUACUAUAUAUACUAACUCUAUAAACAAUAUACUAACUCUCUAUACUAACUAUACUAACUCUAUAAACUAUAUACUAAACUCUAAACGAUAUACUAACUCUAUAUACUACAAUACUAACUCUCUAACUAACUAUACAACUCUGUAAAACUAUAUACUAGCUCUCUAUACAUAUACAACUCAUAACUAUAUACUAACUCUCUAUACUAAUACUAACUCUAUAAACUAUAUACUAACUCUAUAAACUAUAUACUAACUCUAUAAACUAUAUACUAUCUCUAUACUAACUAUACUAACUCUGUAAACUAUAUACUAGCUCUCUAUACUAUAUACUAACUUAUAACUAUAUAAACCCAUACUAAUACUACUCUAUAACUAUAUACUAACUCUCUAUACUAUAUACUAACUCUAUAAACUAUAUACUAACCUAAUACUUAUACUACUCUAUAACUAUUACUACUCUAUAUAACUAUACUAACUCUAUAAACAUAUACUAACUCUCUAAUAUAUACUAACUCUAAAACAUAUACUAAUCUAUAACAUACUACUCUGUAAACUAUAUACUAGCUCUCUAUACAUUACUAACUCUAAAACUAUAGACUAACUCCAUAACUAUAUAUAACUCUAAAACUAUAUACAAUCUAUAAACUAUAUACUAACUCUAAAAUAAACUUAUAUACUAACCUCUUAACAACUAUACUAACUCUGAUAACAUAACUAACUCUAUAACUAUAUACUAACUCUUAUAAAUACAAUAACUAACCUAUAAACAAUACAACUCUAAUACUAUAUACAACUCAUAAACAUAUACUAACUAACUCUCAUCAUACUAAAUAUAAUUAACUCUAUAAACUAUAUACUAACUCUCUAUACUAACUAUACUAACUAUAUAAACUAUAUACUAACUCUAUAUACUAACUAUACUAACUCUAUACUAUAAACUACAGUACCAGUCAAAAGUUUGGACACACCUAGUCAUCCAUGUUUUUCUUUAUUUUUACUAUUUUUUACAUUGUAGAAUAAUAGUGAAGACAUCAAAACUAUGAAAUACAACAUACGGAAUCAUGUAGUAACCAAAAAAGUGUUAAAACAAAUCAAAAUAUAUUUUAUUUUUAAUCAUUCUUCAAAUAGCCACCCUUUGCCUUGAUGACACUUUGCACACUUCUUGGCAUUCUCUCAACCAGUUUCAUGAGGAUUGCUUUCCAACAUCUUGAAAGGAGUUCCCCACAUAUGCUGAGCACUUGUUGGCUGCUUUUCCUUCACUCUGCGGUCCAACCAUCCCAAACCAUCGCAAUUGGGUUGAGGUCGGGGGAUUGUGGAGGUCAGGUCAUCUGAUGCAGCACUCCAUCACUCUCCUUGGUCAAAUAGCCCUUACACAGCCUGGAGGUGUGUUUUGGGUCAUUGUCCUGUUGAAAAACUAAUGAUAGUCCCACUAAGCCCAAACCAGAUGGGAUGGCGUAUCGCUGCAGAAUGCUGUGGUAGCCAUGCUGGUUAAGUGUGCCUUGAAUUCUAAAUAAAUCACUGACAGUGUCACCAGCAAAGCACCCCCACACCGUCACACCUCCUCCUCCAUGCUUCACGGUGGGAACCACACAUGUGGAGAUCAUCCAUUCACCUACUCUGCGUCUCACAAAGACACGGCGGUUGGAACCAAAAAUCUCAAAUUUGUACUCAUCAGACCAAAGGCCAGAUUUCCACUGGUCUAAUGUCCAUUGCUUGUGUUUCUUGGCCCAAGCAAGUCUCUUCGUCUUAUUGGUGUCCUUUAGUAGUGGUUUCUUUGCAGCAAUUCGACCGUGAAGGCCUGAUUCACGCAGUCUCCUCUGAACAGUUGAUGUUGAGAUGUGUCUGUUACUUGAACUCUGUGAAGCAUUUAUUUGGGCUGCAAUCUGAGGUGUAGUUAACUCUAAUGAACUUAUCCUCUGCAGCAGAGGUAACUCUGGGUCUUCCUUUCCUGUGGCGGUCUUCAUGAGAGCCAGUUUCAUCAUAGCGCUUGAUGGUUUUUGCGACUGCACUUGAAGAAACUUUCAAAGUUCUUGACAUUUUCCGGAUUGACUGUCCUUCAUGUCUUAAAGUAAUGAUGGACUGUCGUUUCUCUUUGCUUAUUUGAGCUGUUCUUGCCAUAAUAUGUACUUGGUCUUUUACCAAAUAGGGCUAUCUUCUGUAUACCACCCCUACCUUGUCACAACACAACUGAUUGGCUCAAACGCACUAAGAAGGAAAGAAAUUCCACAAAUUAACUUUUAACAAGGCACACCUGUUAAUUGAAAUGCAUUCCAGGUGACUACCUCAUGAAGCUGGUUGAGAGAAUGCCAAGAGUGUGCAAAGCUGUCAUCAAGGCAAAGGGUGACUACUUUGAAGAAUCUCAAAUAUAAAAUAUAUUUUUGUGGUAUCUGGCCAAUAUACCACUGCUAAGGACUAAAUCUGCUUUGCAUCGUGCAUAAGAACAGCCCUUAGCCGGGGUAUAUUGGCCAAUAUACCACACCCCCUCAGGCCUUAUAGUUUAAAUAUACCACACCCCCUCAGAACGUAUUGUUUAAAUAUACCACACCCCCUCAGAACUUAUUGUUUAAAUAUACCACACCCCCUCAGAACUUAUUGCUUAAAUAUAUACACUGCUCAAAAAAAUUAAGGGAACACUAAAAUAACACAUCCUAGAUCUGAAUGAACGAAAUAAUCUUAUUAAAUAGUUUUUUCUUUACAUAGUUGAAUGUGCUGACAACAAAAUCACACAAAAAUUAUCAAUGGAAAUCAAAUGUAUCAACCCAUGGAGGUCUGGAUUUGGAGUCACACUCAAAAUUAAAGUGGAAAACCACACUACAGGCUGAUCCAACUUUGAUGUAAUGUCCUUAAAACAAGUCAAAAUGAGGCUCAGUAGUGUGUGUGGCCUUCACGUGCCUGUAUGACCUCCCUACAACGCCUGGGCAUGCUCCUGAUGAGGUGGCGGAUGGUUUCCUGAGGGAUCUCCUCCCAGACCUGGACUAAAGCAUCUGCCAACUCCUGGAUAGUCUGUGGUGCAACGUGGCGUUGGUGGAUGGAGCGAGACAUGAUGUCCCAGAUGUGCUCAAUUGGAUUCAGGUCUGGGGAACGGGCGGGCCAGUCCAUAGCAUCAAUGCCUUCCUCUUGCAGGAACUGCUGACACACUCCAGCCACAUGAGGUCUAGCAUUGUCUUGCAUUAGGAGGAACCCAGGGCCAACCGCACCAGCAUAUGGUCUCACAAGGGGUCUGAGGAUCUCAUCUCGGUACCUAAUGGCAGUCAGGCUACCUCUGGCGAGCACAUGGAGGGCUGUGCGGCCCCCCAAAGAAAUGCCACCCCACACCAUGACUGACCCACUGCCAAACCGGUCAUGCUGGAGGAUGUUGCAGGCAGCAGAACGUUCUCCACGGCGUCUCCAGACUCUGUCACGUCUGUCACAUGUGCUCAGUGUGAACCUGCUUUCAUCUGUGAAGAGCACAGGGCGCCAGUGGCGAAUUUGCCAAUCUUGGUGUUCUCUGGCAAAUGCCAAACGUUCUGCACGGUGUUGGGCUGUAAGCACAACCCCCACCUGUGGACGUCGGGCCCUCAUACCACCCUCAUGGAGUCUGUUUCUGACCGUUUGAGCAGACACAUGCACAUUUGUGGCCUGCUGGAGGUCAUUUUGCAGGGCUCUGGCAGUGCUCCUCCUGCUCCUCCUUGCACAAAGGCGGAGGUAGCGGCCCUGCUGCUGGGUUGUUGCCUUCCUACGGCCUCCUCCACGUCUCCUGAUGUACUGGCCUGUCUCCUGGUAGCGCCUCCAUGCUCUGGACACUACGCUGACAGACACAGCAAACCUUCUUGCCACAGCUCGCAUUGAUGUGCCAUCCUGGAUGAGCUGCACUACCUGAGCCACUUGUGUGGGUUGUAGACUCCGUCUCAUGCUACUACUAGAGUGAAAGCACCGCCAGCAUUCAAAAGUGACCAAAACAUCAGCCAGGAAGCAUAGGAACUGAGAAGUGGUCUGUGGUCACCACCUGCAAAACCAGUCCUUUAUUGGGGGUGUCUUGCUAAUUGCCUAUAAUUUCCACCUGUUGUCUAUUCCAUUUGCACAACAGCAUGUGAAAUGUAUUGUCAAUCAGUGUUGCUUCCUAAGUGGACAGUUUGAUUUCACAGAAGUGUGAUUGACUUGGAGUUACAUUGUGUUGUUUAAGUGUUCCCUUUAUUUUUUUUAGCAGUGUACAAUAAUUUGUAGCUGUGACAUGCUCUUACCAUGUACUGCUUCCUCCGUCUCCUCUCUGUCUCUGUCAGACUGUCAACCCCAUCCUGAUCUUGGCCCUGGUUCCCAUCGUGGACAGCGUGCUCUACCCUCUCAUAGAGAAAUGCCACCUGAACUUCACGUGAGUUGUGCUCCCUGCAGUAUCAUACAGCCACACACACUGGGCUUCAGGUUGUACAACUGAUGCUUCUGAUACAACACAUGUACACACUUUGUCCGCACAAACAUGUUAACACAAGCAGUGUGUGUGUGUGUGUCUGUGUGUGUGUGUGUGUGUCUGUGUGUGUGUGUGUGUCUGUGUGUGUGUCUGUGUGUGUGUGUGUGUGUGUAGGCCUCUAAAGAGGAUGACAGUGGGGAUGCUGAUGGCUGCGUUGGCUUUUGUAGCCGCUGCCCUGCUGCAGUUACAGAUUGAUGUGAGUAUACACACACACACACACACACACACACACACACACACACACACACACACACACACACACACACACACACACACACAAAGAGAAACCAAAGCAGAGUGAAACGGAGAGCUAAGGUUUUGUUUUAAUUGAGAUGUGUUCUUGCAGCAAACCCUUCCCAAGCUGCCCUCAGGUGUGGCAGGCCAGGUGAAGUUCCUGAAUCUCAACAACGCCCCGCUGACUGUUACUAUUGACGGGACAACUGAUUUCUCUGUACCUGCUCACCAGGCAAGUCAUUUAGCCUCUACUCUCAUAUCAAGUGCUGCCCAAAAACUAUUCUGUACUGUCAUUGAAGACACAUUCUGAUCAUGAUCCUCCCUGCUUCCUUCAGGUGAAUUCUGGGGACUAUUUGACGUUUGACAAACCAGUCAAAGUCAUGUUCAACAAGAACGCGUCAGCGACGUAUGAACUUCUCUUAAAGUCUCAGACCCGACACACAGCCCUGGUUUCUCCAACCCUGGAUCUGGACGUGGUGAGUUUUCUACCAUAUUUACUCCUAAUGUCUGAUGAAAUGAAUCUACAGAACAGAGCUUGGUACAUAGUCAUUGGAUCUGCCACUCUAGUCUUGACCUGAGUUGAUCUGCCGCUCUAGUCUCAGUCCAAGACUCAGUCUAUCAGCCACUAUGUCUGUUGUUGAUAUCAGUCUAUCAGCCACUAUACAUGUUGUUGAUAUCAGUCUAUCAAUCAGCCACUAUACAUGUUGUUGAUAUCAGUCUAUCAGCCACUAUACAUGUUGUUGAUAUCAGUCUAUCAAUCAGCCACUAUACAUGUUGUUGAUAUCAGUCUAUCAGCCACUAUACAUGUUGUUGAUAUCAGUCUAUCAGCCACCACUAUACGUGUUGCUGAUAUCAGUCUAUCAGCCACUAUAUAUGUUGUUGAUAUCAGUCUAUCAGCCACUAUACGUGUUGUUGAUAUCAGUCUAUCAGCCACUAUACGUGUUGUUGAUAUCAGUCUAUCAGCCACUAUACGUGUUGUUGAUAUCAGCCUAUCAGCCACUAUACGUGUUGUUGAUAUCAGUCUAUCAGCCACUAUACAUGUUGUUGAUAUCAGUCUAUCAGCCACUAUACAUGUUGUUGAUAUCAGCCUAUCAGCCACUAUACAUGUUGUUGAUAUCAGUCUAUCAGCCACUAUACAUGUUGUUGAUAUCAGUCUAUCAGCCACUGUACAUGUUGUUGAUAUCAGUCUAUCAGCCACUAUACAUGUUGUUGAUAUCAGUCUAUCAGCCACUAUACAUGUUGUUGAUAUCAGUCUAUCAGCCACUAUACAUGUUGUUGAUAUCAGUCUAUCAGCCACUCUACAUGUUGUUGAUAUCAGUCUAUCAGCCACUAUACAUGUUGUUGAUAUCAGCCACUCUACAUGUUGUUGAUAUCAGUCUAUCAGCCACUAUACAUGUUGUUGAUAUCAGCAACUCUACAUGUUGUUGAUAUCAGUCUAUCAGCCACUAUACAUGUUGAUAUCAGCCACUCUACAUGUUGUUGAUAUCAGUCUAUCAGCCACUAUACAUGUUGUUGAUAUCAGCCUAUCAGCCACUAUACAUGUUGUUGAUAUCAGCCUAUCAGCCACUAUACAUGUUGUUGAUAUCAGUCUAUCAGCCACUAUACAUGUUGUUGAUAUCAGUCUAUCAGCCACUAUGUCUGUUGUUGAUAUCAGCCUAUCAGCCACUAUACAUGUUGUUGAUAUCAGUCUAUCAGCCACUAUACAUGUUGUUGAUAUCAGUCUAUCAGCCACUAUACAUGUUGUUGAUAUCAGUCUAUCAGCCACUAUACAUGUUGUUGAUAUCAGUCUAUCAGCCACUAUACAUGUUGUUGAUAUCAGCCACUAUACAUGUUGUUGAUAUCAGUCUAUCAGCCACUAUACAUGUUGUUGAUAUCAGCCACUCUACAUGUUGUUGAUAUCAGUCUAUCAGCCACUAUACAUGUUGUUGAUAUCAGCCACUAUACAUGUUGUUGAUAUCAGUCUAUCAGCCACUCUACAUGUUGUUGAUAUCAGUCUAUCAGCCACUAUACAUGUUGUUGAUAUCAGUCUAUCAGCCACUAUGUCUGUUGUUGAUAUCAGCCUAUCAGCCACUAUACAUGUUGUUGAUAUCAGUCUAUCAGCCACUAUACAUGUUGUUGAUAUCAGCCUAUCAGCCACUAUACAUGUUGUUGAUAUCAGUCUAUCAGCCACUAUACAUGUUGUUGAUAGUCUAUCAGCCACUAUACAUGUUGUUGAUAUCAGCCUAUCAGCCACUAUACAUGUUGUUGAUAUCAGUCUAUCAGCCACUAUACAUGUUGUUGAUAUCAGCCACUAUACAUGUUGUUGAUAUCAGUCUAUCAGCCACUAUACAUGUUGUUGAUAUCAGCCACUCUACAUGUUGUUGAUAUCAGUCUAUCAGCCACUAUACAUGUUGUUGAUAUCAGCCACUAUACAUGUUGUUGAUAUCAGUCUAUCAGCCACUCUACAUGUUGUUGAUAUCAGUCUAUCAGCCACUAUACAUGUUGUUGAUAUCAGUCUAUCAGCCACUAUGUCUGUUGUUGAUAUCAGCCUAUCAGCCACUAUACAUGUUGUUGAUAUCAGUCUAUCAGCCACUAUACAUGUUGUUGAUAUCAGCCUAUCAGCCACUAUACAUGUUGUUGAUAUCAGUCUAUCAGCCACUAUACAUGUUGUUGAUAUCAGUCUAUCAGCCACUAUACAUGUUGUUGAUAUCAGCCUAUCAGCCACUAUACAUGUUGUUGAUAUCAGUCUAUCAGCCACUAUACAUGUUGUUGAUAUCAGUCUAUUAGCCACUAUACAUGUUGUUGAUAUCAGCCUAUCAGCCACUAUACAUGUUGUUGAUAUCAGUCUAUCAGCCACUAUACAUGUUGUUGAUAUCAGUCUAUCAGCCACUAUACAUGUUGUUGAUAUCAGUCUAUCAGCCACUAUACAUGUUGUUGAUAUCAGUCUAUCAGCCACUAUACAUGUUGUUGAUAUCAGUCUAUUAGCCACUAUACAUGUUGUUGAUAUCAGCCUAUCAGCCACUAUACAUGUUGUUGAUAUCAGUCUAUCAGCCACUAUACAUGUUGUUGAUAUCAGUCUAUUAGCCACUAUACAUGUUGUUGAUAUCAGUCUAUUAGCCACUAUACAUGUUGUUGAUAUCAGCCUAUCAGCCACUAUACAUGUUGUUGAUAUCAGUCUAUCAGCCACUAUACAUGUUGUUGAUAUCAGUCUAUCAGCCACUAUACAUGUUGUUGAUAUCAGUCUAUUAGCCACUAUACAUGUUGUUGAUAUCAGUCUAUCAGCCACUAUACAUGUUGUUGAUAUCAGUCUAUCAGCCACUAUACAUGUUGUUGAUAUCAGUCUAUUAGCCACUAUACAUGUUGUUGAUAUCAGUCUAUCAGCCACUAUACAUGUUGUUGAUAUCAGUCUAUCAGCCACUAUACAUGUUGUUGAUAUCAGCCACUAUACAUGUUGUUGAUAUCAGUCUAUCAGCCACUAUACAUGUUGUUGAUAUCAGCCACUCUACAUGUUGUUGAUAUCAGUCUAUCAGCCACUAUACAUGUUGUUGAUAUCAGUCUAUCAGCCACUAUACAUGUUGUUGAUAUCAGUCUAUCAGCCACUAUACAUGUUGUUGAUAUCAGUCUAUCAGCCACUAUACAUGUUGUUGAUAUCAGUCUAUCAGCCACUAUACAUGUUGUUGAUAUCAGUUUAUCAGCCACUAUACAUGUUGUUGAUAUCAGUCUAUCAGCCACUCUACAUGUUGUUGAUAUCAGUCUAUCAGCCACUAUACAUGUUGUUGAUAUCAGUCUAUCAGCCACUAUACAUGUUGUUGAUAUCAGCCACUAUACAUGUUGUUGAUAUCAGUCUAUCAGCCACUAUACAUGUUGUUGAUAUCAGUCUAUCAGCCACUAUACAUGUUGUUGAUAUCAGUCUAUCAGCCACUAUACAUGUUGUUGAUAUCAGUCUAUCAGCCACUAUACAUGUUGUUGAUAUCAGUCACUAUGUCUGUUGUUGAUAUCAGUCUAUCAGCCACUAUACAUGUUGUUGAUAUCAGUCACUAUGUCUGUUGUUGAUAUCAGUCUAUCAGCCACUAUACAUGUUGUUGAUAUCAGUCUGUCAGCCACUAUACAUGUUGUUGAUAUCAGUCUAUCAGCCACUAUACAUGUUGUUGAUAUCAGUCUAUCAGCCACUAUUUAUGUUGUUGAUAUCAGUCUAUCAGCCACUAUAUAUGUUGUUGAUAUCAGUCUAUCAGCCACUAUACAUGUUGUUGAUAUCAGUCUAUCAGCCACUAAGGAAUGUAACAUCCCCUCCUGUUUCCUUCUCGUCGUCUCUCUUCAGGUUUACGACUUGAGCAAGAAGCCAGAUGAGGGCCUGAACGCCAUCAGGUCAGUUACAACAGACCCCGUAGUGGUUAGGGUCAGGACCCCGAGUGUUACCAACAGACCCAGUAGUGGUUAGGGUCAGGACCCCGAGUGUUACCAACAGACCCCGUAGUGGUUAGGGUCAGGACCCCGAGUGUUACCAACAGACCCCGUAGUGGUUAGGGUCAGGACCCUGAGUGUUACCAACAGACCCAGUAGUGGUUAGGGUCAGGACCCCGAGUGUUACCAACAGACCCAGUAGUGGUUAGGAUCAGGACCCCGAGUGUUACCAACAGACCCAGUAGUGGUUAGGGUCAGGACCCUGAGUGUUACCAACAGUCCCCGUAGUGGUUAGGGUCAGGACCCUGAGUGUUACCAACAGUCCCCGUAGUGGUUAGGGUCAGGACCCUGAGUGUUACCAACAGUCCCAGUAGAGGUUGGGGUCAGGACCCUGAGUGUUACCAACAGACCCAGUAGUGGUUAGGGUCAGGACCCUGAGUGUUACCAACAGUCCCCGGGUUAGGGUUAGGGUCAGGACCCUGAGUGUUACCAACAGACCCAGUAGUGGUUAGGGUCAGGACCCUGAGUGUUACCAACAGUCCCCGUAGUGGUUAGGGUCAGGACCCCGAGUGUUACCAACAGUCCCAGUAGUGGUUAGGGUCAGGACCCCGAGUGUUACCAACAGUCCCAGUAGAGGUUGUGGUCAGGACCCUGAGUGUUACCAACAGACCCAGUAGUGGUUAGGGUCAGGACCCUGAGUGUUACCAACAGUCCCAGUAGUGGUUAGGGUCAGGACCCUGAGUGUUACCAACAGUCCCCGUAGUGGUUAGGGUCAGGACCCUGAGUGUUACCAACAGUCCCAGUAGUGGUUAGGGUCAGGACCCCGAGUGUUACCAACAGUCCCAGUAGUGGUUAGGGUCAGGACCCCGAGUGUUACCAACAGACCCAGUAGUGGUUAGGAUCAGGACCCCGAGUGUUACCAACAGACCCAGUAGUGGUUAGGGUCAGGACCCUGAGUGUUACCAACAGUCCCCGUAGUGGUUAGGGUCAGGACCCUGAGUGUUACCAACAGUCCCCGUAGUGGUUAGGGUCAGGACCCUGAGUGUUACCAACAGUCCCAGUAGAGGUUGGGGUCAGGACCCUGAGUGUUACCAACAGACCCAGUAGUGGUUAGGGUCAGGACCCUGAGUGUUACCAACAGUCCCAGUAGUGGUUAGGGUCAGGACCCUGAGUGUUACCAACAGUCCCAGUAGUGGUUAGGGUCAGGGCCCCGAGUGUUACCAACAGUCCCAGUAGUGGUUAGGGUCAGGACCCCGAGUGUUACCAACAGUCCCAGUAGUGGUUAGGGUCAGGACCCUGAGUGUUACCAACAGACCCAGUAGUGGUUAGGGUCAGGACCCCGAGUGUUACCAACAGUCCCAGUAGUGGUUAGGGUCAGGACCCUGAGUGUUACCAACAGACCCAGUAGUGGUUAGGGUCAGGACCCAGUAGUGGUUAGGGUCAGGACCCAGUAGUGGUUAGGGUCAGGACCCAGUAGUGGUUAGGGUCAGGACCCAGUAGUGGUUAGGGUCAGGACCCAGUAGUGGUUAGGGUCAGGACCCAGUAGUGGUUAGGGUCAGGACCCAGUAGUGGUUAGGGUCAGGACCCAGUAGUGGUUAGGGUCAGGGGUCCAAAGCAGGGUCAAUGAGUUAUCCAGCUAAAGUGUUCCUGUUGUUCUCCUCUUCCAUGUUGUAGAUUUGUGAAUGGUUUGGGCAGUGCCUUGAAUGUUACGCUGGGAGUCGGUGACAUCGCUCCUCUGUCUGUCUCCAACUACAGUCUGGUUCCACAGGGAAAGUGAGUGGCUUUCUGCUUUAUAAUUAUUUAUAUCAACACACAUUCAUACUGUACAGCAGAGAGAGAGAGAGAGAGAGAGAGAGGAGAGAGAGAGAGAGAGAGAGAGAGAGAGAGAGAGAGAGAGAGAGCGAGAAGAUAGAAGAAUAGGAUAGCGAGAGGAUCGAGAUCCUCGAUACUCUCCUACCACUCGCAUGACUAGAUAGAGAGAGAUACGGAUCUAGAGAGCGAGAUAACGACGACACAGAAGACACCACAUGAGAAGAGAGAGAGCUUUAGUGAGUGUGUUGUGAUUGGUUGUCGUGUGUCCCAGGGCAGGGUUUACCAUCAUGGACCGUGCUGGUGCAUCAUGUCUGUACUCUAAAGAGCUGGGCUUUGGCAGCGCCUUCACCCUCGUCAUACCGUCCACAUUCGACAUCGUCAGCCCUGAUGUAAGUCCUCUAACCUUUAACCCCUGACAGCUAACCACCCUAGCAACCCCCCUAGCAAUGUACUGUGUGUGAUUGCGUUGUUGAAGGCCCAUGUUGAACUGUUUGGCAGGGUUUUAAAGCAUGUUUUUUUCUGUUGUUUGCCGUGUGUCCACUGUGUAGUAACGGUGAUGAAUGUGUUGAUUACUGUGUCCAGUGUUGGCAGGCCAUCCAGGUGAUAGAAGACAUCAAGCCCAACACCAUCCACAUGGGCUGGCAGAUCCCUCAGUACUUCCUCAUGACAGCUGGAGAGGUGGUGUUCUCUGUGACUGGCCUGGAGUUCUCCUACUCACAGGUAGGGGGCGACACUCUGUCCCGUCACACUAGCCUUUAACUUCUCUUUCAUCCAAACAUAGCUCAACUAAGAUCUGUUUCUUUUGUCAAUUAAGUUUAAAUUCUCAUCUCAACCCCAAAAUCUUGUGCACAUCUCUUCUUGUUCCGCAGGCGCCUAGCAACAUGAAGUCGGUACUGCAGGCUGGUUGGCUGUUCACCGUCGCCGUGGGCAACAUCAUAGUGCUGAUUGUGGCCGAGGCAGCACAGCUCCCAGAUCAGGUUACUACAUCUCUUCUAACCUCUAGAACCCUAUACAACCCCCUAAACAAUACUGACCACUGUACCGAGGUCAGAUUUGGCCUAAGUUCAUUGAUAUCUAAACCCUGGGGUCUGUGUCUUCCAGUGGACAGAGUACUGAUAUUAACCCCUGUGUCUUCCAGUGGACAGAGUACUGAUAUUAACCCCUGUGUCUUCCAGUGGACAGAGUACUGAUAUUAACCCCUGUGUGUUCCAGUGGACAGAGUACUGAUAUUAACCCCUGUGUCUUCCAGUGGACAGAGUACUGAUAUUAACCCCUGUGUCUUCCAGUGGGCAGAGUACUGAUAUUAACCCCUGUGUGUUCCAGUGGACAGAGUACUGAUAUUAACCCCUGUGUCUUCCAGUGGGCAGAGUACUGAUAUUAACCCCUGUGUGUUCCAGUGGACAGAGUACUGAUAUUAACCCCUGUGUCUUCCAGUGGACAGAGUACUGAUAUUAACCCCUGUGUCUUCCAGUGGACAGAGUACUGAUAUUAACCCCUGUGUCUUCCAGUGGGCAGAGUACUGAUAUUAACCCCUGUGUGUUCCAGUGGACAGAGUACUGAUAUUAACCCCUGUGUCUUCCAGUGGGCAGAGUACGUCCUGUUUGCCUCUCUCCUUGUGGCGGUGUGUAUUGUGUUCGCUGUCAUGUCCUAUUUCUACACCUACACUGACCCAGCGGAGAUCGAGGCCAAGUUCAGCCAGCUGCAACACGAGCCAGAGGAGAAGAAGAAGAGAGAUAGCGUUAAGAUGGAGAGUAACAACAACAAGAGAUAUUCUGUUGAUGAGCAACACAACCAAGAAGUUAAACAGAGCAAGAUGUAA